AUGCGCGCUUCCGCCAUCCUCGGCCUCCUCUCUCUGGUCACCGCCGUACCAACCUCCCUCUCCGGAGCCGACCAAACCGAUGAGUCUCUCGUGAUCCGCGGCGUCGAUUCUAACUCCGUCGCCGUCGACGCCCGCGCCCCAGCCGACGACGUCGCCUCCUCCGUCCUCACCACGUCCUGGCCCGCCACGGCCGUCGACCUCGCCACCAUCAGCUUCCAGGUCGCGGUCAACAACCUGAACAACGGCCGUUACCGGUUCAACUGGUAUAACACCGACGCCGCCAACUCGAGGCGCAAGAUCAAGCUCACGGUCAACUCGGGCAGCGGCGCCCGCCUGUACGACAUCGUCACGGCGCCGCAGACGAGGGGCAGUGUCGAAAUCGCCAGGGCCACCGACAGCUUCCGUGUGAUUUUUGAUGAACAGUAG
Colletotrichum destructivum is the source of this 426-nucleotide messenger RNA. RefSeq lists its product as uncharacterized. The record is from RefSeq and is a predicted model, not a curated record. The transcript has 2 exons. NCBI's taxonomy places the organism in Eukaryota, Fungi, Ascomycota, Sordariomycetes, Glomerellales, Glomerellaceae. The coding region runs from base 1 to 426 and encodes 141 amino acids.